Bursaphelenchus xylophilus (pine wood nematode) is the source of this 2742-nucleotide messenger RNA. The record is from the annotation of a GenBank genome assembly. Lineage: Eukaryota; Metazoa; Nematoda; Chromadorea; Rhabditida; Aphelenchoididae.
AUGGGGAAGAACGUGAACGACCCGGUCCGAAAGCUGGGCGAUAUGUACCGCAAAGGCGGUCUGAACAUCUUGGCGUUGCAAGACGUGGGGGGCGGACAUGACACUCUGGUCCAGGUGCUGGAUUAUAUCAACAACAAGUCGCAUGAGGACGUUGUUCAGGCCUACCAUUAUCAGGGAAACAGCUGCGCUAUCAUAACCGAUCUUGAGGUGGUCGGUGUGAAGGAUGUGACCGAAAAAGAUGGACUGUUUUAUUCCCUGGGCCUUCAGUUGGCCACGUAUAUCACGGAUGAAAUUGAUAAGUUUUAAUUCAUCGAAAAAAAUUAAUGGCUCUUGUUGCUCAAAUAUCUCCGAUGAUUGAUGCGAAUUUUGAGUUGUAAUUUUCAAUAAUUAAUUUUUGGGCUAUCUACAGUAUGUCCGCCAAAUAAGCAGGAAAUUAAAAAAACUGCUAUGGAUCGCUUCGGUUCCUUGUUGUAUGUAUGAGAGAGGCCAGGAGAAGGCUUAGUUAGUAAAAAUAAUAAGAUUGAUUGGGUCCUAGGGUAGAUUAUCACCUAUUUUGAGGUAUUUUACAUGUACUCACAUCAAUAAUCUCUAGAUAAAACUUACGGAUCUUCGUUUUUUGCCGCAAAUUUUGGUUUUUUAUAUGUUACAAAAACUCAGGGUAAAGCAAACUAACGUUAAUAAUAGCCAAAAUUAGAAAAAGUAGACAUAUUGCAAGCCUCCGCCGAGCCUUCGUCCGAACGUCCUCCGACCAUCCAACGGAUUUGCCAGGCCUCGUAGGCACCUCCUAGCACCUUUUUUUGGCUCUCCGCCUGCCCUAGGCCUCGCGUCGGUUGCUUUUGUGUUGACUCCAACUGUCGUCGACCCGAAAAAACGGGACGCGAUUUGGGUCUCUUGCACUGAAAAUUUGAUCUUAAUUGGCAGGAAAGCCGUUGAAAAAAUUUGCUGAGAUUUUGAUAAAGCAACAAAUUUAAGCAUAAAUUAUUAUACAAAUAAAGUUUCCUAAAUCUUCGCAAUUUUACUACAAUAGAUUGGGCUGUGCUUUAACAGACGGGAUUUUUAGUCCGAAAGUUGACGGAAAUUUUUCACUUUUUUCGUAAGAAGUUUCUUUCAUGACCAUUUCUACCGUAGGCGGGAAUGUUUCCACAAAAUAUAGAUUUUUUUAUUUCAAAAUCGUCUGGCUUUUUGAGGAAAUGGCCUAAACUUAUCACAAUUGUCAUCGAAAUCUGUGUUUCGCACAAAAAGGCGUAAAAACCAAUGACUUUUUUCUAUUUUAAGCGAAUACCAAAAACGCCUCAUCAAUUUCUACUGUGUUCAUUUGGAUAAUCAGUAAGUUGGAGCACCACAAAAGUCAAUAUUUUUAUUCCUUUUUUCCAGGCAUUACGGCCCUUACAAAGCCUUGUUUGACGGCGCCAGCACCGCGGAUAUUCUGGGCAAUGAGGAGUUUCGCAAGCAACGAAUGGACUUGUUUUUGUAUUCCGACUCCAUCCAAAAUGAUCUCCUCCGCUUGGGAGACGAGGGCUUGAUCAUUGCGGGCAAUUUUUAUUCACCCUCUCAUCUUGAUUGGACUGAAGCGACAAAGUGAGAGAUUUGUAAAUAUUAUUGUUCUAACAAGGGGGUACCCCAAGUACGACGCUCAGAUUUUCACUACAUUUUUCACACAUGUCGAGCAUAAACUAAAUAUCAAUUGCUGAAAGUUUUAGCCCGCGCUUUACAAGCGCCGCUGAGAUAUUCAACGAUCUUUGCCGCCGAGAGAGUACGCUAAACGCGGAGAGCGGUCAGAGAGAAAAACAAUUUUUGGCCAUAACUUUGUUAGCUCCGUGCGGAAAAAAUUCAUUUUUUGUGGAAACAUUACCCUUUACGGCAGAAAUAGGGAGGCAAUUUUUUGUGCCGAAAUUCGACAAAAAGUCUUAAAUUUUCGUCGACUUUCGAUCUAAAAAUCUCUGUGGUUUCUGCAAAGCGCGAGCUAAGAUUCUCGCAUAAAUUUUAGAAAAAAUUAUUCUAAAUUUGUGCCAAGUUUCAUCAAAGUCUGAGGGUUGCACUUGGGGUACUUCCCUUGUUAGCCUGCAGUUUACAUGGGCAGCCGAAAUAGUCAACGAUCAAAGAAAGAGUGGGCGAAAUGCGGAGAACGGUCACAGAGAAACCUUUCUUGCCCAUAUUUUUGCCAAUUUCGCAUGUAAAAAGGUCGAUAUUUUGGUGAAAAAAAUGCGUUUUAAAUCGACUCCGACAUUUUGAAGCAAAAAAUAAAGGAAAAAGUUUGAAAUUUUUUGAUUUUUCGGCAUGAAAUUCUCGAUGAUUUCUGCAAAUCACAAGCUAAAAAUGUUUUCUGUAAAGUCAGCUCAAGUUUCAUAAAAGAUCGCAAAAUUCGAGCACCUCCCUUUUUUGUGGUACCUCCUUUAUACACUGCCCUUCAGAUCCAAGCACAAAGACUACGUCAUUCCUUGGCCUGCAACGAAGUUGCUUCAAGAAAAAACCCUGAUGAAAGACGCUUUUCGUGAGCUCAACCCCGAUCCAAUGGCUGCUCCAGGCGAGACAUGGUCGACGGUCUACAAAUACAACGACGAUUACAGCAAGGACGAGCCCCAGGAGCGAUUGGACUUUGUUUUUUAUCGAGGGUUUAGUCUGAAGGUUCACGAAAUGGCUCCGUACUCCGGCGAGACUCCGCUCAAACCCUAUCCGAAUGUCAAAGACAACGAAUGGAUUUCUCAUUCUGCCGCCUUGGCUGGGAGCUUUAUUGUUUCGUAA